AUGUUGAUUGAAGUUCAUUAUGGGAAUGGUUUGGUUUUGCUUGCAAAUGGAAACUGUCGAUCAGCUGAUUUUGUAAAUUAUAUUCGAAAACAGUGCUGUUUAUCAUCAACGAUGCCAAUCGAUCUCUGUUUAUUGAACACCGGAGAACCAUUUCAUCUUCUAUCAUCGAAAACGAAGAUUGUGUCAGCUGACAAACGUCGCUUUCCAUUUCAUUCUCAUUGUGUUUUAACACGAAUCGAAGAAGAUGGAACAUAUACUCCCUUAUUGAAUGACCCAACAUUGAUCACAACUGAAUUUUUAACAAAGUUAAAACGAGCAACAUUCUCAUCAACAACAAUGACUGCAGGAACGAUGACAACGACGAAGACAAUACCAACUAAAACGAAUACUAAAUUAACAAAACCAAAGACGCAAAAGAUUCAAGUAGAAAAGUCUGCGCGGCGACAAAGUCUUAAACCUGUUGUAGUUUUAACAACUGUUAUUAAUAAUCUAAAAAACUAA
Adineta ricciae is the source of this 501-nucleotide messenger RNA. The record is from the annotation of a GenBank genome assembly. NCBI's taxonomy places the organism in Eukaryota, Metazoa, Rotifera, Eurotatoria, Adinetida, Adinetidae.